UUCAAAAAUCUUCAAUUUUGUGUUUUUGACACCAUGGUAUGCUAAAAACAUUCAAAAACAUCUGGAGAAAAUUUGAAAUCAAAAUCUCCUUCCUAUAAUGAGUUAUAGCUAUUCAAGUAACAGGGACUAGGAAUUAUUUUCCUUAGCAACGGUAGGACUAAAUUUUUAAUUUGGUUGCUAGGGGCUUUUCUCAUAAAAUAGUGGCCUAAAAUUCACGGGAUUUCCGCGCCCUUUACCAUCCCCGUAUCUUCUUUGCUCAGAAACUCGGAAAAUAUCUUAAAGCUAUUUUUCAAAACCUCAACAUGUUUAUUUUGUGAUGGUUGGUGUUGCAGACUUAUGUAAUGUCAGUCUAUGUUCAUCUCUAUGUUUAUGCUUUUGUUUUAGUAGUUCAGUAAUGUCUAGCAUUAAGAAAAAAAACCCAUCUAGAAAGAGAAAAAGAAAAUGGAAUGGUGUUGUGCCAUCCAAACAUCGUAAACAACAACAACUGAGUUAUCCUGUCAACGACUUUGAAAAUGUUUCUUGUGCAAGUUCUCGUAAACUUAAUCUGGAUUCAUCCUCUCAAGGUGGCAGCUCAAACAAUUACUUUAUCGCUUUGAACUUUGAGAUUUUAAAGGAGUUAGUAGCUGCAACAUCAUGUCCUGAUUGCCUUGAAGGGGAAAUGACUAUUGUUGACAUCGCUAAACAACGCAUGGGUUUUUGUCAUCUGUUAGAAUUAAAAUGUACGCUCUGCGAUUAUUCUAAAAGGUUCCACUCAUCUCAAGUAGUUGAAAACAAAAUGGAUGUGAAAAAACCAAAAAUUACUGAUGGGACAAAGAAGAAGAAAGCUUCAAAAAUAUCAAUUAAUCCUUUUGAUAUCAAUGUCCGCUUUGUUAUUGGUUUGCGGGAAAUCGGUACUGUUCAUGAAGCAAUGAAAACUUUGUCAUCAUGUUUGAAUAUGAAUUGCUUGACACCAAAUGGUUAUAACAAAAUCAAACAGUCUGUGUUAAUAGCAUAUAAAAAUGUAGCAGAAAAAAGCAUGUCAAGAGCUGCUUCAGAGGCAAAUUCUCUUGGCGAUACGACUGGUAUUAAACAAUUACGGGUUUCCAUUGAUGGCUCUUGGCAAAAAAGAGGACAUGUGUCCAAAAAUGGAGUUGUAACAGCUGUUUCAGGUGACAAAUGUGUAGAUGUUGAAAUCCUGACGAAGCAUUGCAAUGGAUGCAAGAUGUGGAGUUCAAAAAAAGGCACUCCUGAGUAUAACUGCUGGUUAUUAGACCAUGAAUGUGAAAUAAAUCAUUCACCGUCGUCUGGUAGUAUGGAGUCAGUAGGGGCAGUCACUAUGUUUAAAAGGUCAAUUGAGAAACAUAAUGUCAAGGAGUACCUUGGAGACGGGGAUACGUCCUCUUUUGUGGAUGUGACAAAGGCGAAUGUAUACAAGGAUCAGAAUGUAGAGCCUAUAAAACUUGAAUGUGUUGGACAUGUUCAAAAAAGGCUUGGCACACGAUUGCGAAACUUGGUAAAGGCGCACAAAGGAACCGACACACCUUUAGCAGGGAAAGGCAAAUUGACAGAAAAAACAAUUAAUUCUAUGCAGAAUUAUUAUGGAAAUGCCAUUCGAUCUAACACAGAUAAUCUUUAUGGUAUGAAGAAAGCGGUGUAUGCAAUAUUGUUUUAUUAUACCAAUCUUCCGAAUAUUAGUACUCGUCAUGUUUUGUCCACGUGGCAGUGACAGCUGGUGUAAGUACU
Molecule: messenger RNA, 1722 nt
Organism: Hydractinia symbiolongicarpus
Lineage: Eukaryota; Metazoa; Cnidaria; Hydrozoa; Anthoathecata; Hydractiniidae
Exons: 1
Coding region: 317-1705 (462 amino acids)
Source: RefSeq, a predicted model, not a curated record